Molecule: messenger RNA, 1728 nt
Organism: Gopherus evgoodei (Goodes thornscrub tortoise)
Lineage: Eukaryota; Metazoa; Chordata; Testudines; Testudinidae
Exons: 3
Coding region: 616-1728 (370 amino acids)
Source: RefSeq, a predicted model, not a curated record
ACCUAGGGUCUCGUCAGUUAAUGUGUUCUCCCCUCAGGCGAUCUACUGCACCAGCUGUUUCUGUAGCCCUUCUCCAGGUAAUUGCUGCCUGGGGGGCACCCGAAGAGAUCCAGACCGAUGGAGGGCCACCGUUCACCAGUAAAGCUAUAGACCAGACGGUGUCCCAGUGGGGGGUGCGUCUUCACACCCACCUGCCAUAUCACCCCCAAAGCAACGGAGUCGUAGAGAGACGGAUCGGAAUGCUGAAGACCCAGAUUCGGGCCAUACUUAGCACCCCUGAUUACAAGGGGUGGGACCGGGUCCUGCCUCAAGCCCUCAUUUCCCUUAAUACAGCAUACAGCCGAUGGCCAGAAAUUGCUCCUAAACCACGGGAACCUUGGAAACCUGCCUAUAGUAUUUCUCAGCCAGUGUGGGUCUCUAUUCCCAAUGCCCAGGGAACCUGCACUCCACUAGCAGCCACCAUCAUCACACCUGGCCGGUUCCCUAACACCUAUCAUAUUCAAAUAGAUGGACGGGGCAAGCCUGACCUGGUCCACCACAACUGGCUUAGUGUUCAGUCAUAACAGGCCCUAGAUGGGCCACUUUUCUUUUAUGUCUCCAUAGGAAUCAGUCGCCAUGAUUGCCGCCCCGCCUCGAGAAAACCCCCUGGUUGCCUGGUUGAGAGCCUACGCCCUACAGGAGGUCCUCAUCGGGAACCUGUCAGAUGUCCCCCCAUCACACGAUUGUGUUGCCUGUACAAGACCAAAGGCCUCAGAGGGAGGGUCCCCCUUCCUCUGGGAGUUCCUCCCCCUCACGAACCUGACUCCACAGCAUCCAGCUUCAGCCUGCAACAACACAGACUGGGUUCAUCGGCCUCUGUUCACGUGCAACACCACCAGCGACGACCGAAGACCCAACUCAUUCGCCCCUGUUGCGGUGACAGGACCACUCCCAGCAGCCCCCUGCAUCGUGUUCUUUGGCUUCUCCAAUCCCACUCCGUUGGGGCAGUAUCCCAAUUGCACCCAGUGGUUCAUAGGACCUCGGCCUAACUCAAACCCCAAGAAAGGAAGCUCAAGAUACCGCACUGAGUUCACCAGGUUUAUUAAUCAUCUUUCAACAAGACAAGUGUGGCUCUGUGGGAACAACAUUGCCCGGACUGCUCUACCCGCAUUCCCAAAGGGGGUAUGUGCCAUCAGGCAACUCGUCAUAAAGGGAGGAGGGCUCUUUCACCACCGUCGCCCCUUCUUCUCCUCACCACGCAAACGACGAACAGCCACCGCAUGGGAGCGACUCAAGUCAGCCACCGAGAUGGUCAUAGGAGGGUACAUACAGUUUAACCCCCUCUCAUACAGUUUAACUUUACAGCAAAUCCGUGGACUGUCGCUUGGUCUGGAAGCCCUCACCAACAUCACAGCAGAAGGACUUCGUCGAACCAGCGACGCCCUCACUAUCCUAGCCAACUACGCCGAGCAGAACCGUCUUCUGAUCCAGACCAUCCUACAGAAGGACUUUUGUGUCGCCUUGGAGGACCUCAAUCCUCGCUUUAAAGGACAAUGUUGCCUGCGCCUUCAGCCUGGGUGGAACAAUGUCUCAGCCGUGGCUGACCAACUAUCCUCCCUCGCCGUCCAGAUUCGUAAAGAGCAGCUCACAAAAGCAACUGGAUUGAUAGCCUUGGAAAUUGUAGUCCUCUGUCAUCAGAAACAGUGCAUCAUGGGCAGCAGCCAUGAAUUCUUACUGCAUGGGCCAUGA